UUUGAUAUGAUGAUUAGGGAAUAACCAGACUGACACGUCGCAAAUUUGGCAUAAUCAAGGAGAACAUUUCCAGGUGGUGGUCUCUGAAAUUGCUCAGUGAGCACCUCUAAUUAACCUGAUUUUUUGGUGAUAAUCACUCUCAAUGGAAUCAAAUCAAAAAUCCGGGGAUGGAUUGGCCGGCACACAGAAAGAAGCUGCCCUCCACACAAUAAGUCAGCGCACGGGAUAUAAAUUGUACCAGGAAAAUGGACAAAGAAAGUAUGGAGGGCCACCACCAGGCUGGGAUGGACCACCACCAGAACGAGGCUGUGAAAUUUUCAUUGGAAAACUACCCCGAGACCUCUUUGAAGAUGAACUUAUACCCUUAUGUGAAAAAAUUGGCAAAAUCUAUGAAAUGCGGAUGAUGAUGGAUUUCAAUGGAAACAACAGGGGCUAUGCUUUUGUAACAUUCUCCAACAAACAGGAGGCCCGGAACGCAAUCCGACAACUCAACAAUUAUGAAAUUAGGAAUGGUCGUCUCCUGGGGGUUUGUGCCAGUGUAGACAACUGCCGUUUAUUUGUAGGAGGGAUUCCUAAAACCAAGAAAAGGGAAGAAAUCUUAGCAGAGAUUAAGAAAGUUACAGAUGGUGUUGUUGAUGUCAUCGUGUACCCCAGUGCAGCCGAUAAAGCCAAAAACCGUGGAUUUGCUUUUGUCGAGUAUGGAAGCCAUCGAGCAGCAGCCAUGGCGAGACGGAAACUGUUACCAGGAAGGAUACAAUUAUGGGGACAUCCAAUAGCUGUUGACUGGGCAGAGCCAGAGGUUGAGGUUGAUGAAGACACAAUGUCAGCAGUCAAAAUCCUCUACGUGAGAAAUCUUAUGUUAUCAACCACAGAAGAGACAAUUGAAAAAGAAUUCAGCAGCAUAAAACCAGGGUCAGUGGAACGAGUAAAGAAAAUCAGAGACUAUGCAUUUGUGCACUUCAACAACCGUGAAGAUGCUGUGGAAGCCAUGAAAGUCUUAAAUGGGAAGAUGGUGGAUGGUUCUCCCAUCGAAGUCACUUUGGCCAAGCCAGUCGACAAAGAUAGCUACGUUAGAUACACCCGGGGCACUGGAGGACGCGGGGGAGCAGUAUUGCCAGAAUACACCUAUACCUUUGGGCCUGUAUAUGACCCUGCUGCCGCCUACCUGGGGACCCCAGUAUUCUAUGCACCUCAAGCCUAUGCUGCCAUUCCCAACCUCCACUUUCCUGCUGCUAAAGGACAUCUUGCCAACAGGGCCACCAUUAGACCACCAUCCAUUAGAGAAAUUUACAUGAAUGUACCUGUAGGGGCUGCCGGAGUUAGAGGACUAGGAGGCCGUGGCUACUUGGCUAACCCUGCCCUCGGUCGUGGAUACCAGCUCAAAGGAGAGAAAAGAGAGGAGGAGAAACUGUAUGACCUUUUGCCAGGAAUGGAGCUUACGCCAAUGAAUCCCAUCAGUUUAAAACCACAAGGAAUUAAACUUGCCCCGCAGAUAUUAGAAGAGAUCUGCCAGAAGAAUAAUUGGGGACAGCCUGUCUAUCAACUUCAUUCGGCUGUUGGGCAAGACCAAAGACAGUUGUUUUUAUAUAAAAUUACUAUCCCUGCUCUUGCCAGUCAAAAUCCUACCAUGCAUCCAUUCACACCACCCAAGCUCAGUCCUUAUGUAGAUGAAGCCAAAACAUAUGCAGCAGAAUAUACUCUUCAAACUUUGGGUAUCCCCACUGAGAGCACAGAGACGCCGACUGCUACAGCAUCUUUUCCAGGAUAUAUCGCCAGCACAGCUGCAACUGUUGCAGCCACUCAGCUCAAGCAAGCCGUGACUCUAGGACAGGAUUUGGCCGCUUACGCAGCAUAUGAAGCUUACCCAGCUUUUGCAGUGGCGACUCGUAGUGAUGGAUAUGGAGCUUUUUAACAGAUGUAUUCUGCUGCUGUAUUUGAAGUAUUGGUUUCUUCCAGUCUUUAAUCAAGCUGUGACAAUGCAAUGGAGCUACUUUAGGCUAAUGAGUAGAUGGGCUUAGUAAUUUUGAAUUCAUAAUUGGGUAAAUUGUGAUGGAGCGGGAGUUCUUUGCUUUUCGAUUAACACUUUGGUAGAUGCUAUUUUUAAAGCAAUCCUUAAAAUGUGUUUUGGAUACAAAGAGGGGAAACUUCUUAGAUGCACCAUUUGGUUUCUGUUUAUGCCAGUGCUCCUUGGUGAUUAUUCCCAAUAAUAUUUUUAAUAGUGAAGUGGCAAAACUACCCAAUUUCUUCAAUUUUAAGACAGACUUCUCCCCAUAUAAACAACUCUGAAAACAAGGUGUGUCUUAGAACGAACGGUGAUUUUAUAUGUACAAAUAGAUCUUUUUUCUAUUGGUGAUACUGAAAUUAAUAUGCAUCUCACAAUCAAUGGUGUCCUACAGUAAAAGAAAAGUGGAUAUUAUAUUCCUCUGGUUUUCUUUUAUAUAUUUAUGGAUCCUUCCUAUGCUGAAGUGGCAGCCAUAAUCAUAGGAGCAGCAGGGUGCAAUUUUAAUAGGUGAAUAGAUUUAACUUAUCUUCUAAAAAUGUAAAUAGCAGCCACUGGGGAACAAAUUCCAAUCAUGAGUCCAACAGAUAGACAGGAAGAAGUUAAUAUCUUACAUCCCUAUAGUGAUCUGGAUGGAAACUACUCUCCCAAAGCUAUUAAUUACAUUGGGAGGUCUGUUGUCAUUAGAAAGGAAGGGUUAAAUUCCUCCUCCAAUUCUGCUUCAAGCUGGAUCAUAUCACAGCUUUCUAUAGUGACUGCUAUUUGCAUUUUUAUAAAUGUGCACAUUACAUUUAAUGCCGUAUCUAGCUAUGGCCUUUCUCAACAAGUGGAGAUUCCACAUAUAUUAAUGUGUGCUAUAGCUUUCUCUGCCAUCUCCAUGGGUUACAGUUAAGGGCAAAAUUCAAUGUGCAAUUUGCUGUCUGACUAUUUGGAUAUAAAUUCUAUUGAGUUAAAUGAGACCUGUUCCUUCAUAUGUGUGUGUAGGGCUGUACCCAUUUUGUACAAGGAAGCCAAUGAUGCAUUCCCCUUCGUAUCUGCUCAGAAGUAAAGUCCACCAAAUUCAAAGAGACUUUGCUCCCAGAUAAGAAUGUCUUGAGGGCUGCUGGAGGGGAGGCUGUCAAAGGUACAAAAGGAAAUCCUUAACUUCUAUUACAGAAGGGAUGGUAACUUUGCUGGCUCUAUGAGGCCAAUGAAUGGGGAGUUUUAAUGGAGCUUUUCUAAAAUUGAACUAGAAUUUUGGGUGAAGGGGAACAGCAAUUUACCUUAAUAAUAAUAAUAACAACUUUAUUUUUAUACCCCGCCCCAUCUCCCCGAAGGGACUCGGGGCGGCUUACAUGGGGCCUGGCCCGAUAAAACAAACAAAUAACAGUAACAAAGCAAUAAAACAAUUAUCCCAGUAAAAACCACCAACAUCAAUAAAAACAAUCAUUAAAAUCAACAAGCAGGAUACAGUGUUAAAAACAGGAGACUAAUUCGUAGAUCCCAGGUGAAAUAGUUUUUUUUUUGUUAGAAAAAUUAUUUAGGAGUGUAAAGAAAUUUAAAGGGUGUGGAAAUAGUUGUGUGGGAAUACUGUCUUCAGGCUGUUCUUGUAUUGGAGUCUUAAGAAUAAUUGUUUUUUAUAUUUAAAAUAAAAAGAUGUGUCUGUCUAUUAUGUUGAGGACUUAAGAAGAAUGGGGGAAGUAAAAUAAAAGUUUUCCCUUGACAUUAAGUCUAGUUGAGUCCAAGGUGGUGGUGCUCAUUUCCAUUUCUAAGCCAUGGUCAUGUGACCGGCAUAUAAUCAUAGAAUCAUAGAGUUGGAAGACACCUCACAGGCCAUCCAGUCCAACCCCCUGCCAAAAAGUAGGAAAAUCACUUUCAAAGCACCCCCGACAGAUGGCCAUCCAGCUUCUGUUUAAAAGCCUCCAAAGAAGGAGACUCGACCUCACUCCAGGACAGAGAGUUCCACUGCUGAGCAGCUCUCAUAGUGAGGAAGUUCUUCCUAGUGUUCAGCUGGAAUCUCCUUUUCUGUAGUUUGAAGCCAUUGUUCUGUGUCCUGGUCUCCAGAGCAGCAGAAAACAAGCUUGUUCCCUCCUCCCUUUGACUUCCCCUCACAUAUUUGCACAUGGCUAUCAUGUCUCCUCUCAGCCUUCUCUUCUUCAGGCUAAACAUGCCCAGCACUUUAAGCCGCUCUUUGUAGGACUUGUUCUCCAGACCCUUAAUCAUUUUAGUCGCCCUCCUCUGGACACCUUCCAGCUUGUCAACAUUUCCCUUCAAUUGCGGUGACCAGAAUUGGACACAGUAUUCCAGAUGUGGUCUGACCAAGGCAGAAUAGAGGGGUAGCAUGACUUCCCUGCAUCCAGGCACUAUAUUCCUAUUUAUGCAGGCCAAAAUCCCAUUGGCUUUUGUCUGCCGCAUCACAUUGUAGGCUCAUGUUUAACUUGUUGUCCACAAGAACUCCAAGAUCUUUUUCCCACGUACUGCUGUCUAGCCAGGCAUCCCCCAUUCUGUAUCUGUGCAUUUCAUUUUUUCUGCCUAAGUGGAGUAUCUUGCAUUUGUCCCUGUUGAAUGUCAUUUUGUUAGUUUUGGCCCAUCUCUCUAAUCUGAUAAGAUUGUUUUGAAUUCUGCUCCUGUCUUCUGGAAUAUUAUCUAUCCCUCUCAGAAGUAGCCAAAAGGUGCUCCAUUACUCAAGGCAUGACUGCCUGGAGCACCGUUACCUUCCCACCAAAGUAGUACCUAUUCAUCUACUCACAUUUACAUGUUUUCAAACUGCGAGGUUGGCGGAAGCUUGGGCUGCAGUGAUGAGAAGGUAAUGGUGGCAAUAAGGUAACCACCGGGGGCCAUGGUGGUGCAGCGGGUUAAACCACUGACCUGCAGAACUUGCUGACUGAAAGGUUAGCGGUUCGAAUCCGCGGAGCGGAGUAAGCUCCUAUCGUUAACCCCAGCUUCUGCCAAUGGGGGAAGUAUCCAAAGAGAAAUAAAUGCCCUGCUUCGCCGUUAUAAUUUUCAGAUGUCCUCCUUCAGUAAUUAUUUUGCGACUGCUAACUUCAAAUAUUCAAGGGAACCACAUAUUCCAGUCCUGUGAAUGUUUACUUGAAAACCCAUCCCCAGUUUAUAGUGAUGCUUGGCCCUAAGUACAUUAUUGAGACAUUAAUUGCUACCACAAAGUAUUUUUAAUUAGAUUUGUGGAUGCUAUGGUGUGUUGCUGGCUUUCUAAUAAUAUUUGAAAUAUUAGGAAAACAACAUAGAGGCAAAGAUACAUUUGAUAUAAAAAUGCCCACGCUUUCAUUUUUUUUAGAUGAGCAUUUUUAUCUAAGAGGUGAUAUUACAUCUUGAUAGAUGUCCGUUAAAUGGAUGAUUUAUUAGUGUAAAGGAGGAUGCAUUUCCUCUGCCUCCAAGCCACAGCUUGGGAAAUAAGAAGACUGAACUUGAUGACACCCUGAAACCGUAUGAAACUAAGCAUUACAAAAUGAUAUUCUUGGUCCCAAAGCAUCACUACUUAAGUAUGGAUGUUUUUACCCUGUCAUUAUGUUCAUAUUUGCUAAAAGUAACUUUCCAAGCUCUGUCCAGAACCUGUGGGAAUACAGUUAAGGGAUGUGAUUUUAAAAAAUGGUGACAGUGAAUAUUAAGGGUAAAUUUGGUUAUUAUGAUAUAGUAGUUACAGCAAGCAUAUGAAUCACUUACACCUCCCACUAUGUUUACUCACAACAUCUUGUAUACUUUAUCCAUGACCAUCCUUUUCAUUCUGCUCAUUUAUAAAAUAUAUUCUUGAAAGUUGCCAGGUUACAGAAAGUGCAGUGGUUUCUUUCCUAUCCUGCUAUAAAUCAUUAAGGAAGCAGACAUAAGAGCUAAGAGCUUGGUGGGGGCGAGGAAGGUGGAUCUUUCAUAAGUCUUGUCAUAUCAAAAUGAUUUUCUAGUUACAGCAAGGGCAAACCUGUUUAUUGCUUUGUUGGCAGGGGUUCAAUGUUCCAUUUAUUGAAUAUUCAACAUGUUCUUGGCUCUCCUGUGCAUUCUGUUCUUGCAAACAAAUAAUCUUAUUGACUAGAACAUCCCCAUCUCUCCAUUUUACCAUAAUUGUGCAACAGGAAGGGUGUGGACCUUAUCUGUUUUAGCAAAUUCUACAGAAUUAAGCUGUUAAGUGAUCCCUUGAUAGCCACCAGUGCCAAAGAUAGCCAUUAUUGAAAUAUUCUAUAGCAUCUUUGAUGCAUGAUGUCAAUAAAAUGGACUUUUAACAGAGAUUCAUACAUAACAGUUGCUAAGUAGUCAGUGAUUACUAUAAAUUUAAUUUCAGUUUCAAAUAUGCUUUUCUUUAGCAGUAAGUGUGGGGUUUGGGAGGAGAAGGCCAAGCCAUUGGUGAUAACUCAGGAAGAUAGACUAACCUUUUAUGAUGUUCUUUCCCGUGCAAUAUAGAAUCAGUAUCACAGAUCCACUGUAGUUCCUUAUAAUACAUCAUCACUGAAAAAUGGAUGUAUUGGUUUGUUGAAACAAGAUGAGAAAGUCAAACACUGCUAGCUGCUGGAAACAGUGAUUGGUCUCCAAGGCCAGCCACAAAUUAGGGACACCUACUGUUUAGAGGCAUAGUAAUUUGAGUAUUGGACUACAAUUCUGGAGACCAGGGUUUGAAUCCCCACUCUGCCAUGAAAACCCACUGGAUCACUUUGGGAACUCAUACGCCCUCGGCCUUAGAUGAAAACAAUGGCAAACCUCUAAAAAAAAUCCUGCCAAGACAAUCCUAUGAUAGGGUCACCAUGAAUCAGAGUUGACUUGAUGACAUAUAGCAGUAACAACACAAUGUUUAAACUCUCAACUUCAUCAGACAGGGCUGAAUUCGGGAGCAUAUGCUGGUUCCCCUUCCCUUUUGCCACGAAGCCCGCCAGCUCCCAUCCCACGAUGCACAGCUACUUCUGUGGUAAAAAAAGAAGGGGAAUUGGCACAUACCACCAUAGCAUCAAUACGGGAAGGAGCCUCCGGUGGCUUAGGGGAUAAAAGCCUUGUGACUUGAAGGUUGGGUUGCUGACCUGAAGGCUGCCAGGUUCGAAUCCCAACCGGGGAGAGCGCGGAUGAGUUCCCUCUAUCAGCUCCAGCUCCAUGCAGGGACAUGAGAGAAGCCUCCCACAAGGAUGGUAAAACAUCAAAAAAAUCCGGGCGUCCCCUGGGCAACGUCCUUGCAGACGGCCAAUUCUCUCACUCCAGAAGCAACUCCGAUUGCUCCUGACAUGAAAAAAAAAAUCAAUACGGGAGACUUCCCAUGUUGCAUUGAGAUCAGUGGUGGGAAGUCAAGUGGCAGGCGUUUUCUCCCCAUGGGAUGAGGUAAAGGGGAAGCUGGGAGAUGUGGAGCAUGGGAUGAUAGGUUCCUCACACCGGGCAGUUCUGGCUUCGCCACAAUUCGUGGCAAUUCCGGCAGCAAAUGGGAUGAAGUCCUCUGUCUUGAAUCUGAACCAAAUUGUUACAGAAAGGCAUUGUUUUAGAAACAUAGGGAGCUGCCUCAAUGUAUUAGGACAAUGACCCAUUUGAUUCAGAUUGGUUUUGAAGGUUUCAGACUAGACUCUUUUAUGGGACUACCUAGAGAUCCCAAGAAUUUGAGAUUGAAUGUUUAAAUGCAAAUCAUAUGCUCUUCCCAGUAAGUGCUGAUAAAAGAUGGAUUUAUUUCAAAGUAGUCUCUAUGUGUACAUUAUGACUAAAUCACUUUUGUUAAUUCUACACUUGUGAAAAAUGCUGAGGUUACUAUAUUAAUGCAUCUAGGCAUCUAACAUUAACGAAAAGUGUUUGUAUUUGAUAGAAAUGCUCUCUCACUUUUAUUUGUUAACUAUGUACUAUCCCCUCCCUUAGACAAGGUAUUUAUACACCGUGAGAUAAAACAGGUGCCAAAGAAACAGAAACAGUAUUAAAAAGUGUGUGCGUAAAAGCACUUAUAUUUUUCGUACUUGUGGUACAGUCUUUGUAUAGUAUUGCAGUACUGUGAAGUCAUGUAUACCUAGCUUUACUUGAAACAAUCAGUUGUAUUGAUAACAUUUUUCAAGUGGUAUCUCUUCAAUUAUGAACCAUGAAUUAUGAAAAAAUUAGAUUCUGUACUUUGUUAAUCGAAUGAUAAUCAAGCGGCUAUUAAAAAUUAUUAAACUUUCUGUAAAUUGUAAAA
This is a messenger RNA of Anolis carolinensis (green anole), 8111 nucleotides long. RefSeq names its product APOBEC1 complementation factor (gene a1cf). The record is from RefSeq and is a predicted model, not a curated record. The transcript is spliced from 12 exons. Lineage: Eukaryota; Metazoa; Chordata; Lepidosauria; Squamata; Anolidae. Gene Ontology annotation, cellular component: nucleus. The coding region runs from base 143 to 1912 and encodes 589 amino acids. Gene Ontology annotation, molecular function: mRNA binding.